Molecule: messenger RNA, 3416 nt
Organism: Rotaria sp. Silwood1
Lineage: Eukaryota; Metazoa; Rotifera; Eurotatoria; Philodinida; Philodinidae
Source: the annotation of a GenBank genome assembly
AUGGUCGCAGUUGGUGAUUUCGACAACGAUCAUCGACUGGAUAUCGCCGUCGCAAAUUUUGGUACAAAUAGCAUCUAUAUAUUUCUUAAAUUCCAAAAUGGAACUUUUGUGAAUCAAACAGUUCUAUCAACUGAUUCGUCUCGUCCAGUUUGGAUCCACGUAACUGAUCUCAACAAUGACACAGCAUUAGAUAUUAUCACCGCUAACUAUGGUACACACAGUGUAAGUAUAUUUUAUGGACAUAGAAAUGGAAGCUUUGCAAAACCAAGCACGUACUCUACGGGCUAUGAUUCGUUCCCGUUUGUGGUUGUCAGUGGUGAUUUUAACAACGAUCAACAGCUGGAUCUUGCUAUCGCCAAUUAUGGUACAAACAAUGUUGGUAUACUACUUGGAACUGGUAACAGUACUUUCGCGAAUCAAAUCAAGUUUUCAACCGGUCCUAAUUCCCAUCCAUACUCGCUUGCUGUUGGUCAUUUAAACAACGACACUAUGCUAGAUAUUGCGGUCACCAACAAUGGAAAUAAUAGUGUUGGUGUUUUUCUGGGCCAUGGCAACGGAACUUUUAUGCGACAAGCGACAUAUUCCCUGAACGCUACUUCUCCAUAUUCUAUUGGCAUUGGUGACUUCAAUAAGGACAACCAAAUGGAUUUAGUCGUCACCAAUAAUGGCACUGACAAUAUUGGUGUGUUUCUUGGAUAUGGCAACGGCACCUUUGUAAGCCCAAAAAUGUAUUCAACUGGAUCUUCUUCUUCGAUCUCUGUUGUCAUAGGUGAUUUCAACAGAGAUGAUCGUUUAGAUAUUUUCGUCAUCAAUAAUGACACGAGCAGUAUAGAUAUCUUGCUUGGAUAUGAUGAAUAUUUUCCAAUUCAAACGAAAUAUUCAACUGGCAUCUUCUCGAGCUUUGUAGCUGUCGGUGAUUUUAAUAACGACACCGUAUUGGAUAUCGUUGUCACUAAUUCUGAUGAGAACACUACAAGUGUACUUCUCGGAUAUAGUAAUGGCUCUUUUGCAAGACAAAUGAAAUAUUCCACUGGCACUGACCCGUAUUGUGUAGCUGUUGGUGAUCUUAAUAACGACACCCAACUGGAUAUGAUUAUCACUAAUCAUGGGAGCCAUAAUGUAAGUGUAUUUCUCGGAUAUGGAAAUGGCUCUUUUGCGAAUCAAACGACAUAUGCUACCGAUGCUUUUCCGUAUGGUUUAGCUGUUAGUGACUUUAACAACGACACCCGACUGGAUAUCGUCGUCGCUAAUUAUUAUGGCAACACUGUAAGCGUACUUCUCGGUUAUGGCAAUGGCUCUUUUGCAAAUCAAGUGACAUAUCCAGCUGGCUUUUAUCCAGCUUUUAUAGCUAUUGGUGAUUUUAACAACGACACCCUAUUGGACAUCGUCGUUACUAAUCCUGAUAACAACACUGUAAGUGUAUUUCUAGGAUAUGGCAACGGUUCUUUUGCAAAUCGAGUAGAAUAUUCAACUGGCACUUAUCCAGUAUUUGUAGUGGUGGCUGAUUUUAACAAUGAUACCUAUUUAGAUAUCGUCGUCACUAAUUAUUAUGACAAUACGAUAAGUGUACUUCUCGGAUAUGGUAAUGGCUCUUUUGCAAUGCAAAUGACAUAUUCAACUGGCGACGGGCCAAUUGGUUUAGCUAUUGGCGAUUUAAAUAACGACACCCGACUAGAUAUUGUUGCGAGUAGUGCUGGAAAUAAUACCAUAGGUGUCCUUCUCGGAUAUGGUAAUGGUUCUUUUGCAAGUCAAAAGACAUAUUUAACCGGUGCUUAUCCAUACAGUUUAGCUGUUGGUGAUUUUAACAACGAUACCAGACCGGAUAUCGUCGUCACUAAUUUUCUUGGUAACACUGUUAGUGUUCUGCUCCGUUAUGACAGAGGAGCUAUGAAAAACGAAAUUACAUUUACGCCCAGUGCUGGUGCUCACUUGGCAUUCGUUGCCGUUUCUGAUUUCAAUAACGAUAGUCUAUUGGAUAUCGUCGUUGCUAAUUAUGGUAGUAAUAAUCUAGGUGUCAUUCUCGGAUAUGAAAAUGGCACAUUUGGAAACGAAAUGAUAUUCUCAACGGGAUUAGAAUCUCAUCCUUACUUAAUUGCAAUUAAUGACUUUAAUAGAGACGGUCAAGUGGAUAUUGCAGUGGUCAAUCGUGGUACUAAAAGUCUUAGUACAUUUCUGGGAAAGGGGAAUGGAACGUUUGAAAGUCAAGCAAAUUAUAGCACUGGUUUCGAUUUUGCUCCAUUGGCUGUUGGUGUUGAUGAUUUCAAUAGUGAUGGGCGUUCGGAAAUUGUUGUUGCAUAUGAUGAUACUGAUAAUUUGGAUGUGUUUGUUAUAUAUGACAUUGGAGAUUUUUCUCAUCGAACGGCAUAUUCAACUGAUAGUUGGCCAACUUGUGUAGCUUUUGGUGAUUUUAAUAACGAUACUCGACUGGAUAUGGUUGUCACUACUGCAUAUUUCAAUAAUGUAGCUUUAUAUCUUGGAUAUGGUAAUGGCUCUUUUUCAAAUCAAAUGACAUAUUUAGCUGGCAAUAAUCCACAAUAUGUAGCUGUUGGUGAUUUUAACAACGAUACCCGAUCGGAUAUCGUCGUCGCUAAUUAUUUGGACAGCACUGUAAGUAUCCUUCUCGGAUAUGGAAAUGGCUCUUUUUCAAAUCAGACGACAUAUUCAACUGGCUCUUUCCCAGAGUCUGUAGCUAUUGGUGACUUUAAUAACGAUGGCCGACUAGAUAUCGUCGUUGCUAAUCUUGAUAGAAAUUCUGUAAGUGUACUUCUAGGAUAUGGCAAUGGCUCUUUUGCAAGUCAAGCGAAUUAUUCAACUGGCUCUCGGUCAUUCUCUGUAGCUGUUGGUGAUUUUAAUAACGACACCCGACUGGACAUCGUGGUCGCUAAUUUUGAUACCGAUUCCAUAAGUGUACUUCUAGGAUAUGGCAAUGGCUCUUUUGCAAGACAAGGAGAAUACUCCACUGGCACUGAACCAUAUUGUGUAGCUGUCGGUGAUGUUAACAACGACAAUCGACUGGAUAUCGUCGUCACUAAUGGUGAUGACAACACUGUAAGUGUGCUUCUCGGAUAUGGUAAUGGUUCUUUUGCAAGUCAGACGACAUAUUCAAUCGGUAACUGGCCACUCAAAGUAGUAGUUGGUGAUUUAAAUAAUGAUACUCGACUGGACAUUGUUACCAGUAAUUAUGAUGACCACACUGUAAGUGUACUUCUAGGAUAUGGUAAUGGCUUUUUUGCAAAUCAAUCGACAUAUUCAAUUGGCACUACUCCAUUCCAUGUAGCUCUUGGUGAUUUGAAUAAUGACGGUCGACUGGAUAUCGUCUCCUCUAAUUACAACGACAAAAGUGUAAGUGUACUGCUAGGAUAUGUCAAGCAAGCUUUUGUAAAACAAACGACGCUCAUAACUGGCAAUGGAUCUCG